GCCCGUGCUGUUAUUGGGCUUCCGGAACGCCGUUCGCUCCUGUCUGGCUGCGGCCUCGGUGUUUGUUUGUCCCCCCCCCCUCUGUUAUUGUUUCGGUGUAGCGGUCCUGGGAGAGAUCGUUUUUCUGAUGCAGCGCAAUGGAUGAUGAAGAGAACCAGGAUCAGCUAAUUAACAGAAACUCCUCACAAGGAAAGAGCCGACGGCAAGUUUCCAUCCUGGCCAGCGAUGAUGAUGAUGUUGAAGACUCUGAAUCAGGGAGUGAUGAGGAGGAUGACCUGGAAGAAGGGGGUGAAGAUGAAGAUGGAUCCAAUUCUGAGGAGGAGGAUGAUGAUGAUGAAGAUGAAGACGAGGACGACUUGGCAGUGUGUCACUCAGAUAAAGCUCAUUCCACAGAGGAUUUGAAUCCUGACCAAAGCUCAGAUGAGGAGAGGGAGAAUUGUCCAAUUUGUCUAAAUGGCUUCAGAGACCAGGUUGUGGGCACCCCUGAGAAUUGUAACCAUUACUUCUGCCUCGACUGCAUUGCGGAGUGGUCAAAGAAUGCAAACUCUUGUCCAGUGGAUAGAAUCACGUUUUCCUGUAUUCACAUACGAGCUCACUUUGGUGGUGAAAUACUGAAGAAGGUCCCUGUAUUAAAAAAAGCAUCAGAAGUAGAAGAAGCCGAUGAGGAUCCCACAAAUUGUGAGGUCUGUGGGCGCAGUGAUCGUGAGGAUCGUCUGCUGCUCUGUGACGGCUGUGAUGCUGGGUACCACAUGGAAUGCCUCACGCCGGCACUGAAUGCUGUACCUGUGGAUGAAUGGUUCUGUCCGGAGUGCUCAGGGGCUAAUGUUCCUCAGGAAGAUGAUGAACAAGUAAGUGAGGAGGAAGUGGCUGGCCUACUUGCUGAUGUAAUCCCAACCACCAGCCGUCUGCGCCCUAAUGCAACACGGACGCGAGCAAUUGCGCGCACAAGACAGAGCGAAAGAGUCAGGGCAAAUGUGAAUAGAAACCGCAUCACCACAGCACGCAAUAUUCAGGAGGUACCCAGAUACUUGAUGUCAUCUCUCCUCGAUGAAACCAUUGAAACAGUCGUUGCUGGACUUAAUACUGCUGUCUACCAGCGACCACUUGGACCUCGCUUGACUACAACCAAAAGGAAAAAGAGAGUUGGAAAGAAGAAGACUAGUCAAUCCAAGGGGGCAAGAGGUGUGGGAAAGAAGCGCCGGCGGAAAUUCAGGAGGCGAAAAGGACGGAAGCAAACGGUGAGGAAAGCGCCUACCUCUCAUAGUCGCAUCGCUAAAUCUUUGGGGCUCUGCGCACCAUCUCGUGGCGCUACAUUACCUCGUGUACAUCGGCCCAUGGAACUGACUUUGGGGUCAAUGAGACAGGAUAUCGGUGCUGCCACCCUCUCAGUGUUUGGGAGCGCUAAUGACUUGGAUCCAUUUGACGGCAGUGAUGACCAUGGAAGCAACCCCACAUCUCCACUAAAUGCCAAGCGCAGGAUUCUAUCACGAUCUGCAUUGAGAUCUCACCAGCCGGUUGCUCGGCCCAUCUCUUUGGGCCUGUCCCGCGGUGGCGUGGCUCCUCUUGUUCGUGACUCUGUGGCGGUUGCAGAACCUGUGCCUGAUUUACUGGGAAGUAUCUUGUCUGGGCAAAGCAUGCUAAUGAUGAAGAGCUCAGACAUUGUCAUCAGUCGUGAUGGUUCAUUAUCAACUAAGAAGAAAGCUGAAGCAAAAAUGCAAAGAAAUUCUUCAAAGCAAGAAGAUACAAUGGAAGGCCAGAAAGAAAUGACCCCUUCUCACUCAGGAUCAUCUACCACUUCCUCAUCAGAUACUUGGAAGCCCAUUGAACAGCAUCCACAGUUAAAGUUGACUUCAUCUGGUCUUUAUUCCUUGUCUCCAUCACCUUCCCCUCCUCCAGCAUCAUCUGCCAUUGGUCUAGAAAGAGUACCUCUGCCCUCUUCUUCAUUGCCUGGGACAUCUGCAUUCAGACUUAAGAAUGCCUUUACUCCAAGAGUUGUGCAGGUGCAGUCUUCUGCUGCUCGUUUGGCUUCAAAGCAUGUAGAACCUAUCCGUUUCAAUGGAGCUGUACAUAAGACUGAGCCUCCCAGUCCCAGUGAUCAUUUGCCACUAAAAAGGCUAGAUAUCAAAUUUUCAAUAAAGUCACCUGCAAAGAGGUUGGAGAUUUCAGAACUUCCCAGGAUACCAAAGAUCAAAAAAGAGACAGGCAGUAGUUCCCAUGAAGAAGAUAGCAAGCAUAUGCUGUCCUCAGAAAGCACAAGCUCAAAUUUUAGCCUUCCCAGUUCUUGUGUCAAUCAGUUAACGGGUCGAGGGGACAAUAAUCAGUUGGGAAGACUCAACACUACAGAAAGCAAAAUGAAAAGCUCUAGACAAGAGACACAUGAACAGCCUCAAAAACAAAGUGGUGAAGUAUCUUCUAGCCAUACAAGUUCAACCAGUAGCUCAAGAAGUGUGGGAUCGGUUGAGGUGGGAGGAGGUGGUCUCCGGAUAACAAUCAGUCGUAGCUCGAGCAACACCUGUAGACAGUUCAGUCCUAGUUCACGGGCUCCCUUCCGUUCCACUGAUGGUAAAAUAGAACAAAAAAAUACACCCCAUCAAUCAGCAACCUCUUCAAAAAGGGAUAAACCAGUUAAGAAUGAAAUUUAUGACCCUUUCGAUCCAACAGGCUCAGAUUCAGGUUCAAAAGACAGUAGCCCAGAACGACCAGGGCCUUCUUCUGUGCCAUCUUCUGUGCCAUCUAAUAUGCCAACCUCUACAUCAUCAUCCACAUCACCAGUGACUCAAAAUACUGCACCGUCCAGUGGUGUCAAAGUAGGUGCAUUUCGAAGCUUCAGAUUCCUUACCACCCACUCAAACAAAAUUAGUGUCUCUAAACUUGGUCCUGCCUUCUCUGAUAUGUCUCCCAGCAGCAAAGAGCAUAGUGUACCUGAAAAAGCCGGGGACUUGAGUCCUGUGUUGCCUUCUUAUAUAAAGGUGGAAAAAGAGAUCAAACAGGAAAUUGAUGAAGAAGAAAACAAUGAGAAGAUACCUUUCAAAAUCUCUUGCCCACUUUCUGGUUUGAAAAUUACUUCUGAUCUGAAACCUGGUGGUGUUCGUGGUUUUCACUUUGAUUCAAAAGAGGAGAACCGUGUUUCUAUAAAACCUGAUCCCGAACCUCUGCCGAGCAGAGUUAUUCAUCAGAGUAACAGAGUGGUUUGGGAAUUGGAAUCUCCCACACGUUCCCUCUCUUUGUCCACUGGUCAUAAUAUAGAUCUAUUGAAAAUGAAAACCACUAUUAAGGAAGAGCCAAUAGAUUGUUUAAGGUCUAGAUCUGGAACACGGUCUCAAGACCGAGAAUCAAGAUCAGCCUCUUGGUCCUCCGAGGAGGAAAGAAGAGAAAAAUCCAAAUCAAAAACACACAAAGGAAAAAGAGCACGUAGUGAUAGGUCCAGCUCAGGCAGCUGUGAGCGUUCCAAGAAAAAGCGUCAAAAGGAGAAAAAAAAGGAGAAGAAAAGAAAAAACUCUGAAUCCAAGGAGAGGAAGCGGUCAAGGUCAAGCAGUCGAAGCAGUUCUUCACACAGAGCUUACAACAGUAAGAAAAAGAAGAAAAAGAAGCGCGAGUCCAGAGGUCAAUCUGUUAGCCCUGAAAGGGAUAAGAAGAGGAAGCACAAGGGUGAGAAGAACUACUACAACAAAGAAGGGGGCUUCAGGGUAAAGGAAAAAAAGAAACCCAAGGAAGAAAGAGGGAAGCAAAGAUCAAAGUCGCCACAGAUGGCAAAGGAGCACAAGGCUCAUCGAUCAAAAGACAAAAAACAUUUAAAAGAAAGGGAGUCUUAUGAAGAAACUUUUCUGGCCCCAGAUGGAGAUGAAAGGCCUAUCACUUGUACUGUUACUGUAAAAACAGAAUUCCACACAGACAAGGAAGAGACAAGGAAAACUACAAUAGUUUCACCCAAAGAGGAUGUAGAAAGAGACUUCUAUCCUGUUUUUGAAAAAGAGGUAUCAGUUGAUAUUCCCGUAGUGAAAGAGGAAAAAGAUGUUGAGUUUUCUAGUAAUGAUGAUGUAGACAAGAUAGAAACAAGUAGCCCACCAUGGUCGCCAUCUCUCCUGGAUUCCAUAUUUCCUGAAGGCAAAAGGGGUGAUGCCCAAGAGACACAAAUGAAAGAGGAAAUUCCUCUCUUAAAUGAGUUGCCACUUAAGGCGGAGGUUAUUAGUCCACAAGCCUCUCCAUUAUCAUCAGACAGUGAACCUCCAGUUCCUAAACCCCACAGCCCUCAUUCCAGCCUGGAAACCAUCCAGCUAGUUAGCCAACCCCCUGUCAAAACAGAGCCUGAUGAUAUGCAGUGGUCACCAUCUCACUUGGAUGAUUUUCUACUUACUGAGCUUUCAGAUGACGUGUGCUCAGCAGGAGCAGCUAGCCCAGAUGAUGUGGACCUUGAAGAAGCCAUCUUGAUGAAACGAGAAGGCGACUAUAAGGAAACUCCCUUAGUAAGUUUUUCCAAAAAGCAAGUGAUCCCCUUCUUACAGGAUGAAGGAGCUUCUGGCGAUGAAGAGGCAGGAAAUCACAUUAAUGAGGCCACCACAACAAAUAGUUUUCCACAAACAGGAGCAAACAAAGGUCUGAGCCCAUCCAAAACAGACAUUGAGACACUUUUGGGUAAAUCCAAAACUCAGAUCAAGAGAGUCUCGUGGAACCUUCAUAGUAAAGAUGCAGUGAGUUGCACAAAAGAAACGUCCUCAAGUGUUCUACUCCUUAAGCCUGAGCACAUAAAAGAGGAGCCAAGACCUGAUUCACCCAAACAAACUGAAACCGGGUCUGCAUUUUCAGCAGAUUCCCCAUCUGAUAUUUUCAAUACUCGUCCGUGGAAUCUCCCAGACACUUCCAUCCGGGAUUGCCUGCAACAGGUGUCCAAUCAAAUUUCAUGGAAUUCUGUGAACAAACCUGUCAAAGAGACCAGUCGAUUGCCUUGGAUUGCAACAGAGACUCCUGUUCAGGCUUUCCCACAGACUCUGCCUCCGUUACCUCUCCCGCCAAUCUUUCCUCCCUAUGCCCCUGUCAGUGAGCCGACCAUACCAAGCAUCAUGCUGAGCAGUGGAGCAAUGCUAAGCCAGACCCCAAAGCCUGGCAGCCUUGCUACAGCUAAUGAACCGAAGAUGCAAGUUGCAAGUACAGGUGAAGGGAAGGCGAAAUCAAAAUCAUCUUUAAAAGGAGAGAAGGUUAAGAAUGACGAGUAUAUGAAAAAGCUGCAUAUGCAGGAACGUGCAGUUGAGGAGGUGAAAUUGGCUAUCAAGCCAUUCUACCAGAAGCGAGAGAUCACAAAGGACGAAUACAAAGAAAUCCUUCGCAAAGCUGUGCAAAAGAUCUGCCACAGCAAAAGUGGAGAAAUCAAUCCAGUGAAAGUAGUCAACUUGGUAAAAGCAUAUGUGGACAGAUACAAACACCUGCGCAAACACAAGAAGUUGGAAUCCGAAGAUGAUCUGUUCACAGGGCGCGAGUCGCCAUUAUGAAGAGUCUUUGUGUGUGGAGGUAGAUGAACUUGGAACUGUGCAGGCUCAGAGAUCCAACCACAGGGUUAUUCUGCAUGGGAAACAACCCACUGCAGUCGUGUAUGAGGACUAAUAAUGUGUACAAGAAGAUGAUCUUCUUUCAAGACACACAAUAUUUUCGUUUUCACCAAUUCUCUCAUGUUGUUUUUUUGUUUUUGUUUUUUUUUCAACCCUUCUGAUACAUAUUGCACGCCCAAACACAAAAGAAAGAUUAAUUUUACCUCUUCACAAAGUUUUUGCACACUUGCAAAGGCAUUACAUAUGUGAAAGGUAGGCAGGAAAAAAUGUUAUUUCACAUCCAAACUGAGAUAAAGCAGGGACUUUGUGCUAUCCCCCUCCGAGGUCUCAGUCUUACCAAUGCCACCGAAGAAGGAUGACUAAAUAAAUUUGUAUAGAAGGCGCCUGUUGCUGUGUGUCUCAUUGUUGCCAAUGGAUGUGAAUAGGAGAAUGGAACAUCAUAAUCGGAGCAAUGAAAGAACGUUUCCUGGAGGAAAGAUUCCGUCAUUCAACACUGAAAUAUGUUUGAAGAAUGACAAAUUCCAUCUGAUGUUGUAAAGCAAUUUUCAAGUUUUUUUUAGUUUUUUUUUUUAAUUAUGUUUUAAUUUAUGAAAUUAAUUUCUACGCCAGGUUAUUAGUUUAAGAGUCAGUCCCAUGUUAGGACUAAAGAGAUGGGGUCAAUCGGCUUGAGAAAUAAAGUCAUAUAUUAACUGA
This is a messenger RNA of Pelobates fuscus (common spadefoot toad), 6233 nucleotides long. It is a transcript of the gene PHRF1, whose product is annotated as PHD and ring finger domains 1. The record is from RefSeq and is a predicted model, not a curated record. The transcript has 20 exons. NCBI's taxonomy places the organism in Eukaryota, Metazoa, Chordata, Amphibia, Anura, Pelobatidae. Bases 138 to 5483 code for a protein of 1781 amino acids.